This is a messenger RNA of Cladocopium goreaui, 837 nucleotides long. Lineage: Eukaryota; Dinophyceae; Suessiales; Symbiodiniaceae. The record is from the annotation of a GenBank genome assembly.
AUGACGAAAUGGGCAGACACUGGCGGCAACUGGAAGCUUCACAGCAGUUUCUGGUUCCGAAUAGUCUUUAUUGCUGAUGGUCGUUCUGGUACAUCUUCACCUCCAAAGGGUCCUGAGCAUUUACGCUUUGUUUGCCUUUCUGACACCCAUGGACAACAUCGCGAGCUCUCUUCUCGGUUGCCGCCAGGAGAUGUGCUUCUGCAUGGAGGUGAUUUCUCCAAUGAUGGCAGCCUGGAGGAGGUCAUGGACUUUGCUGCCUGGCUGCGAUCAUUGCCGUAUCGCCACAAGGUACUGAUUGCUGGAAACCAUGAACUCACCUUCGACCAAAGCUAUGGUGGGGAUCGAGUGAAGGACAGCACUGCAGCGAACUCCGUCCGGUCGGCCUUCCUCAAGUCCUUCAAUUCGAGCCAUGAUGGGAUCACCUACUUGGAAGAUGAAGAGCUGGUGAUUUGUGGUGUUCGAAUCUACGGAAGCCCGUGGCAACCGGAGUUCUUGGACUGGGCAUUCAACAUGCCACGGGGUGCCAUCCGAGAGAAGUGGAAGGCCAUCCCUUCAAACGUGGACGUCCUGUUGGUCCACGGCCCACCUUUGGGACGGGGUGAUGCUUUGCUUCCCUCUCUCAAACGCAGAGGAUGCAUGGACUUAUUAUUUGAAGUGCAAGACCGAAUACGACCGCAGUUUUGCGUCUUCGGGCAUAUCCACGAGGGAGCUGGAGUGACCUUUGAUGGUACCACGCAUUUUGUAAAUGCGUCUUCCAUGAAUGAACACUAUCAGUGCAUUCAUGCACCUCUUGUCUUUGACAUCGCCAUCAAGCAAGACGGGCUCCAAGACACAUGA